Molecule: messenger RNA, 1101 nt
Organism: Eimeria mitis
Lineage: Eukaryota; Apicomplexa; Conoidasida; Eucoccidiorida; Eimeriidae
Product: cytosol aminopeptidase, putative
Exons: 4
Coding region: 1-1101 (366 amino acids)
Biological process (GO): proteolysis
Cellular component (GO): cytoplasm
Molecular function (GO): metalloaminopeptidase activity; manganese ion binding
Source: RefSeq, a predicted model, not a curated record
AUGGCAGCAGCAACGCGAGAGAGGCCGCGCGUACACUCGGUUGGGGUGUACAUACACCCCAUGGCGCAGCAGUGCCCAUGCCCCGAUGCCCCAAAAGUUUUCUUCAGAAAAAUUCAAGCACUCUUUGAGACUUUCUUUGUUGAGAUACAGCCCGAUCAUAGGUUCAAGGGUACGGGCUCGAAGGUGGCGAGUGAGCCGCAGGUGGAGGAGCUGACGGUCUUUACGUUUGAUGUAGAAGAGACAAAGCGAGCAAUAGAGGCGGCGCGUCAUGUUGCUUCUGGCGUUCACCUGGCGAGGGAGCUCGUCAAUGCCCCCUCAAACUACUGCACCACCAUCACCCUCGCAAAAGCAGCAGAAACUGUUGCUAAAGAGGGGGGCUUGGAGUGCAGGAUCCUUGAUCAGCCUGCUUUAGAGGAGAGGGGGAUGGGGUGUUAUCUAGCGGUGGCGAAGGGGUCUAUGUACCCCGCUCAGUUUAUACAUCUUAUAUAUAGACCCAAGUCUGCUGCUGCUGCUGCUGCUGCUGCUGGUGCUGCUGAUGGUAGUGGUGGUGCGGGUGCUGCUGCAGCAGCAACCGGAAAAGGAAGCAAAGAUGAGGGAAAAACAGCAGCAGCAACAGCAGCAGCAGCAGAAAAGGAGACAGGAGAAAUAAAACAUAAAAUAGCAUUUGUAGGAAAGGGUUUAUGUUUUGAUAGUGGUGGUUAUAAUAUAAAGAGAGCGGAGACAUCUAUAGAGAUGAUGAAGUUCGAUAUGGGGGGUGCUGCUGCUGUUCUGGGUGCAGCACGAGCUGUAUCUUUGCUGCAGCCUGCUGCAGUAGAGAUUCACUUUAUAGCAGCAGCAGCAGAGAACAUGGUCAGCAGCAGAGCAUAUAGACCUGGGGAUGUGUUACGUGCUAGCAAUGGAAAAACAAUAGAAGUGGGAAACACAGAUGCAGAGGGGAGGCUAACACUUGCUGAUGCUCUGGUGUAUGCGGAGCAGCUGCACGUACACUCCAUCGUAGAUGUUGCUACCCUCACCGGCGCAUGCAUCGUAGCUCUCGGAGAAUCUUAUGCUGGACUCUUCAGCCCCAAUGAUGAACUCGCAGAAGAAAUACUACAGUGGUAA